GCUAUUAAAACGUUUGAAAAGUCGAGGACGUUUUCGCCAUCGGAAGCUGACUGCAAUCAAGGUAAAAAGAUGGAGAGUGAGAAGAAGAGAAGAAAAUACUCCACCAGCAGCAAUGACUCGGACACCACUGACAGUCAAGUGACCUCCUGGUCCAGGUCCUCCAAGAACACCGGGACCAGCAGCACCUGGGUCAGACAGGAGCACAAGAAACCGUCUGAGGUGUUUCGGACGGACUUCAUCACGGCCAUGAAGCUGCCAGACUCGGCCCAGCUGGGCCCUGAUGACUUCUACGUGCUGUCUGACCCCUGGAGACAGGAGUGGGAGAAGGGGGUCCAGGUUCCCGCCAGCGUAGACGCCAUCCCAGAACCCGUCGUCAGGAUGCUACCGGAGGUGGGGCGUAUCCCGUUCUACUGGCCUGUGCAGGGCCAAGGCCGGGGGUGUGUGCUGGGCCUGGGGCUGAGCCAGAGGGACAUGAAGACCACCGAUGAGCCCCACAGUCGCUAUGACCUGGAUGACAUGGACGUGUCCUGGCUGGAGCUGGUCAACCAGGAGUUCAGGGAACUGGAGCUGCCGGAGCUGGAUGAGCUGACCAUGGAGCGUGUGCUGGUGGAGCUGGAGAGCCGGUGUGAGGAGAACAUGCAGCAGGCCAUAGAGACGGAGGAGGGCCUGGGCAUCGAGUACGACGAGGACGUGGUGUGCGACGUGUGCCGGUCCCCCGAGGGAGAAGAUGGCAACGAGAUGGUCUUCUGUGACAAGUGCAACAUCUGUGUACAUCAGGCGUGUUAUGGGAUCCUGAAGGUCCCACAGGGGAACUGGCUGUGCCGAACCUGCGCCCUGGGGGUGCAACCCAAAUGCCUGCUGUGCCCCAAGAGAGGCGGAGCCCUGAAGCCCACCCGCAGUGGAACCAAGUGGGUCCACGUCAGCUGUGCCUUAUGGAUCCCCGAGGUGAGUAUAGGCUGCCCGGAGAAGAUGGAGCCCAUUACCAAGGUGUCCCACAUCCCCUCCAGCCGCUGGGCCCUGUUCUGCAGCCUGUGUCGAGAACACACAGGCACCUGCAUACAGUGCUCCAUGCCGUCCUGCAUUGUGGCCUUCCAUGUGACCUGCGCCUUUGACCAUGGCCUUGAGAUGCGCACCAUCCUGGCAGAGAACGAUGAAGUGCGCUUCAAAUCCUACUGCCUGGAGCACAGUAGCACUACCGCCCCCGGCAACAGUAACAACGCCAUGGCCGGCAACAGUAACCACGCCAACAGCGCUGGUGCCAGCAGCAAACCAGACUGGGCUGGACACGGCAACGACCACAGAGCCUCCGUAACUGCGCCAGACCACCACCAAGCGACCAGCGAGCUGCCGCCGGCAGAGCGGCCGCUGCCGCCUGUGGAGCGUCCAGACCGGGACCAGAUAGAGAGGGAGAAGGCCAGCCAGCGCAAACAGAAGCUACAGGAGCUGGAGGACGAGUUCUACCGCCUGGUGGACCCCAAAGACGUGGCGGAGAGCCUGGGCCUGCCGGAUGCCCACGUGGACUUCCUGUACCAGUUCUGGAAGCUGAGGAGGAAGUCCAACUUCAACCGUCCUCUGGUGACGUUGAAGAGAGACGAGGUAGAUAACCUGGCGCAGCAGGAGCAGGACGUGCUGUACCGACGCCUCAAGCUGUUCACACACCUACGCCAGGACCUGGAGAGGGUGAGGAACCUGUGCUACAUGGUCACACGGCGGGAGAAGAUGAAGAGUUCCCUGUGUGACCUCCAGGAGAAGAUUUUCCACCUGCAGAUCCAGCUGCUGGAGGAGGACCUAGCUGGAGAGAAAACCAUGACGGGUCAUAAGGGAAGACAGAACGGGGUGAAGGAGAAGGGGAAGGAGCGGUGGAAAAGCAGUCCGGAGAAGAAGAAAGAGAGGUGGAAGUCUGACAACGGUUCCCUCCUCAAACAGCUAGGUUUCCCCAAGACCUUCCCUCUGGACAACUCGCUGUUUGACAGCUGGCUGGCCCAGUCGGUGCAGAUCACGGCUGACGACAUGCUGAGCCAGUGGGCCCUGGACGCCGGGCAGCACCGUGACAAGACGGCCAGCUUGCUGUCUGACCAGCUGCUGCAGGGAGAGGAGAGCCUGCUCAGCCUUAUGAUGGACCACUCCAUGAAGUCCACCUGGAAAACCCCUCAGCUGGGGCGCAAGUCUCGGGGCAAGCCCAGAGCCCGGGCCCAACACUCCACCGCCGCAGCAACCACCCCACCUUCUGCCACCGCUGUCAGCCCCCCUGCUGCUGCCACCGCCUCCUCCACAGCCACAGCCAAGGGGACUCUGCUGGCAGAUGACAGGCCAGGCCACGGGGCCCGUAGAGGGGAGAGGUCCCGGGGCUCCAAGGCCCUCCACCACCAUCACCACCACCCCCAGACCAGGAGCACUGAGGCACCGCUGGACCCGCCGCCGCAGCCGCCCACCUCCAAAAUGGACUCCUGUCACAUCUCGGAGGAGCGUGGCCCCUGGGACAGCCUCACUGGUACAGGGGCAGCUUCCGCCCCCCACGCCGCCCCCUCUGGCCUCCUGCUCCCCCCCACAGCCCUCCAUUAGUCCCGGGACAGUGCCUGAGGGGAGGUCGGGGGGGGGGUCCCGGUCACCGCACGGCCCUGCGCCUCCGCCUGCCCCGGCAGGGUAAGUCCCGGGGGAAGGGUGGGGGUGGAGGGGGGAAGGGUGGAGGGGGGAAGGAGGUGGUGGAGCGCCCCCUGGAUAGGGAGAGAGAGAGGGACCCCCACCCAGUGAAGGAGACGUCAUCGUCGUCGCUGCUGGACCCCGAGACGGACGGCUACUUCUCUGACGCCGAGCAGAGCGACCCGGAUACGCGCUCCAGCGGCCGCAAACUCCGCCUGGCCCAGUUGCAUUCUGGGAGCGAGGACCUGCUGAGGAGGAGCGUGCUAGCGUUGUAGAAAAAAAAACUGAGACGCUCACACACACACACACACGCACACACACCAUCGUCCAGAAGACACACUGAUUUCUCAGACUGACCGGAGCUCCAUCCCAGUUCCCGCUAACAUGGCUACUGUCUGUCUGUCCGUCUGUGCUUUUGAUAUUAUACAUGCCGUUCUUUUCUCUCUAGAUCGCUUUAAUGAACCAAAUCUCUGUACUUCACUAGUCCUAAAUCAGUCUAAAUCAGUCUAUCUGCUCUGUUCUGGGGUUUUUGAACGUAGCUGUUAGUCAGAUAGCUGCAUACACAACGAGACCCUAGAUGUUAGUAGUGCUUGUUAAAGUAACAAAUGCUGUAUGAUGACGUAAGAAGACAAAGAGGAAAUGGAUUUUGGACAAUGUUACAUUUUCGGUUUUAUUUUGAAGUAUAACAUGGCGGUGAACCAUGUCGUCAACCCUUCCUGGCGGUGUGGUCAGUGGUGACUUGCCGCUAGCAUUGGGGUGAAUACUUUGUGGGCAUUAUAAGCUGGUUCAGACGAAUCUCUUCCUUUCUCUUGACGUGAGAUGGAUCCCCGCGAGGCGAUUCCUGGGAUCUGAUGUUUUUAAAAAAAGCCUUUCAGUUCAGCAUCAUUCUGAGAAAUGUACAGAAAAUAUCAAACAAAUAUUAGCCUUUUAAAAGCACAAAUAGCUAACAGGAACUGUAACACAAACAUUGAGCAUAAACACACACACUCUUUCAGACAUGCACACCAGACACGUUGCACACACACACACACACAUUACAGAUACUCUAAAUGACUCUGUCUGCAUCCAGCCGUUGUAGAAACAUACUGGUUGAUAAUUACGUCAGCUCUUCACUGACUCCUCCUCAUCUUCCGUUUGGGCCUGAAUCAUUGGAGAAACAGUAUUUUUAUCGUGUGCCUUCUGUCGCUCCCCCAAAAUAAGUUUAUCAAUCACUUCUAUAAUCAGAUUUGUUACAAUCAAAAAAGGAAAAUCUGUUGUAUUGGCCAUCAAGCGUACUGAAACAGAGGGCUUCUCGGACCUUAAUUGUAGUGCCUAAAAAAUGGAAAUGCAGCUUUUGCCAUUAAUCAACCCAACCGCAUGCAAAGCCACACAGUUCUACCAUAUUUGUGCAAAAGUGCUGCCCCAACAAAGCAACUUCUGGAGUCAUUGUUGGUCCAGUCAGACGAAUCGUAUAGUCAGCUACAGCAGAGUUCUGGAUUCUGACUACUUUUUUGAGUUCUUUGUAAAUUUAUGGGUUUUUUUUAGUCUCAGAGAGUUGUAUUUUGUACUAAAAGCGGUCCACAGUAUUUUCUCAGGGUUUAAAAAAAAAAAAAAAAAAAAAAAAUUGAAGGCGACGAAGAAGGGUUGAAAAUGUAUUGAAAUCAAAAGUUAAUCCGUAAAUAUAUAAUACCAUAUACAGGCCUUUUCUACAUAUGAUAGGUAUGUAUAGAAAAGGUUCCUUUCGCAAUGCUCACUGUUUAAACUCUGACUACUACUGUGCUGAGAGCUUUUCUCAUGUCUCAGUCAGUACACUACUACAACUACUACUACUACUACUACUACUACCCACCUGGCUGUCUCCUGAGUUGAUAAUGCCAAAGAACAGUGUGUAUAACAGACAGGGCACCAUGCACUUACUCUGGCUGUGUCCCAAAAUGGCACCCUAUUCCCUGCUUAGUGCACAAGGUGCCAUUUGUGACGCAGCCUCACUUGUGAGUUGUGCGUUGCUCAGGCCUGCGCUGGCAUGGUGUGACUCGGCCUUUUUAGGGGGGGGGGGGCGUCCUGACACCCACCACCACUAUUCCACCUUGGACUCUCCCGUUCCCUGCUCCCACAGGUGUGUUACUUACUGGCCCUCUGUCCCACUGACCCACUGUGGAUGGAGUGGCCUACGUCCCGUCCCCCCACCCCCCCAACCUGGAGAGAGUUGAAUGCUGCUGAACCGUGUGUGGAUGGGCGGCUGAUGGCUGAGCCCACUGACAACCCCCAGCGCUGGUAUAACAGGGUCGUAAUGUAGAAGAAGACUCGUUUUUUAUGUUUGUUUUCCUGUCCCAGAGGGGACACAAGGAUUCAGGAUGAAACUUCCUCAAGCAGCGUAUUGGUCAGGUGACACUGUCUGUCUACAGCCAGUCUGGCUCCUUCCUUUCCAUCCACCGUAACCCUUGGAGACAGACCAUUACAACCAUAGAAACAGAAUGAGUAGCACAUUCUAUUCAUUCGUAUUCUACAAUCACAACAUAUACCAUAAGAACAACAAUGAUCACCAUUGUCUGCAGAUAGGUUGUCGGGGUGGGUGUGUGGGGUUAGCACUGUAGUAAACCCACAGAAUCCACCCCACCACCUAACCGUUUACGUGUUGCUAAGACAAUGAAAUGUAAACUUGGUUUCAAUAUUCAAUAUAUACACAGAUUUAGACUAGGCUGUGUUUUUAGAUGGGACCCUUCAUGUACGGCCCCCAACGUAGUAGAAAACAGGUUGUUGUUGUUAUUAUUAUUAUUAUUAUUGGAGUGGGGCAUCUACGCCCUCUUCCUCCGCUUCUUUUCAGAAACAGUAGGCUGGAGUUUUAGUGAGGUGACGAGGCGUUUCGGUCCAGCAGGCAGCAGGUGACAGCACUUUGCAUGCAGACUAUAGAUUCAUGAAUUGAUGGUAUUAUCCUACAGAGUAUGGAUGGAUGGUAUUAUUAUUAUUAUCCUCCUCAAGCAGGGUUUCUUUGCCCCAUCCCCGAGAACCCACCUGGUUUGCAUGUUUUAUUCCAGCCCUACACUAACGCACCUUAUUCAGCUAAUCAAAUUGAUGAUCAGUUGAAUAGGGUGCGUUAGUGCUGGGCUGGAACAAAGCGUGCAUUCCAACGGUGGGUCCCAUGGAAUUGGUUUGAGAAAUGCUGCUUUGGCGUUGCUGUGGAUGAAUGUCCUAGUGCUGUCUCCGUACCACCCAGCUGCUGCUGCUGUUGGUGUCUGUAGCGUGACGAAGCCGUCAGCACACUAACAGAACACAACGACAACAUCAUUGAAAAGGAUCUCCUCUUCUGUGUUAGUUGCUUUAUCCCUUAGGGAACUGGUUCAACUUUAUCCCUUAGGGAACUGGUUCAACUUUAUCCCUUAGGGAACUGGUUCAACUUUAUCCCUUAGGGAACUGGUUCAACUUUAUCCCUUAGGGAACUGGUUCAGCUUUAUCCCUUAGGGAACUGGUUCAGCUUUAUCCCUUAGGGAACUGGUUCAACUUUAUCCCUUAGGGAACUGGUUCAACUUUAUCCCUUAGGGAACUGGUUCAACUUUAUCCCUUAGGGAACUGGUUCAACUUUAUCCCUUAGGGAACUGGUUCAACUUUAUCCCUUAGGGAACUGGUUCAACUUUAUCCCUUAGGGAACUGGUUCAACUUUAUCCCUUAGGGAACUGGUUCAACUUUAUCCCUUAGGGAACUGGUUCAACUUUAUCCCUUAGGGAACUGGUUCAACUUUAUCCCUUAGGGAACUGGUUCAACUUUAUCCCUUAGGGAACUGGUUCAACUUUAUCCCUUAGGGAACUGGUUCAAGGCUGUAGUAGUUUGACUGCCGUUUACUUAUGUUUUUUUGUGUUUUUUUUUUAAUGCACCAACAAUAAUGUAGAAUACUGUACUAGAGACCUUUUUGUUUCCGUGUUAAAAGCCUUCGCAAGCUGUUUUUGUAACGCUUCAGCCGCGGCUCAUAUAACUAGAAUGCUGACUCAUAAUCAGACCGACUGCUUCCUUACUAGCGCUUCUCCGACCGUCGACUGACUGCUUCCACACUGGGAAGUAUGGUUCCAAUCCAACACCCACCCCGCAGACCAGUGCUCUGUCUCACUUCCCUCCCCUUCUUCAGUGUUUCCGACGGCCCGCCUCAGCUCCUUCAGAGUUUUGAAGCACAGGCGGGUCAAAGGAAGAAGCUUUAAGGACAAAUAAUGACGUGCGUGUGUUGUGUAAUGGAGAGAGCGUUUGUCACUGCUGCCGCUCUGGGCAGAAGAGCGAAAGAUCGAGAGGGAGAGAGGGAAACACUGGUGGAGGGAGGGAGGGAGAGUGAGAGAGAGAGGACAGUUUGUUCUUUCCUCUUAGUGUUUGCGCCCUGUCCACGGUGAACUUAACAGGCAGGAAUCUAAACACCCCACUCCCUCUCUCUCUGUCCCUCCCUCUCUGUCUCUCUCCCCCUCUCUGUCUCUCUCUGUCUCUCUCUGUCUCUCUCCCCCUCUCUCUCUCUCUCUGUCUCUCCCCCUCUCUCUCUGUCUCUCCCCCUCUCUCUCUGUCUCUCCCUGUCUCUCCCUGUCUCUCCCCCUCUCUCUCUGUCUCUCCCCCUCUCUCUCUGUCUCUCCCCCUCUCUCUCUGUCUCUCCCCCUCUCUCUCUGUCUCUUCCCCUCUCUCUCUGUCUCUUCCCCUCUCUCUGUCUUCCCCUCUCUCUGUCUUCCCCUCUCUCUGUCUUCCCCUCUCUCUGUCUUCCCCUCUCUCUGUCUUCCCCUCUCUCUGUCUUCCCUCCCUCUCUGUCUCCCUCUCUCUGUCCCUCCCUCUGUGUGGCUCACAAACGUAAAGUGCAAACACUUCUCUGUUUUCACUGGAGCUAGGAUUAUUUACUUUCUCUGGUUUUGUUUUAUAUGCAGAACCAGAGAGAAAUUGAUUUGAUAAGUGGGAACUGCAUAGCCAGUAGUGAGCGUGUUUGUUUUAGUGUCUGUCCGAGUCAAUGCUUGUGUGUGCGUGCAUGUUUGUCUGUGUCUGUCGAGUCACGAGUGUGUAUCUGUGUGUGCAAGCAUUUGUGUGUGUUUCUGGGCUAAUUGAAGUUAAAAUGGUCAGGCCGGCUCCCCAGUGGGCUGAUCAGCGUGCAGCUGAAGCCUGGGAGAGACCUUUUGUUCUCUCACUUCCUCCAUGGAGAACACUCACAGAAACUAACCGCUGCUCUCUGGCAACACAGCGUCUACAUCUCAAAUGGCAUCCUAUUCCCUAUUAUAGUACAUAUGGCCCUGGUCAAAGGUAGUGCACUAUGAAGGAAAAAGGGUGCCAUUUAGGAUGUCCUCAAGCUAUUUAUGACCAGCAGGGUCACAGAAUGUGUUCCUCUCAUUAAAUUCAAUAGCAUUUCAAAAUGUUUUAGUUCCACAGUUCAAACAACUUGCUCCCAUGUUUGUUUGCUACUUUUGUUCCGUGACUUGUAUGAAUACACGUAUGAAUCCAUUUCCAGGAGAGAAGGUUUAUCCAUAACCAUAGCUGCUCCUCCUAAGGUCGGGCUAAUUUACCGGUUGUGUCUCUGCAACAGAGCCAAGCUCUCUUGUUUUUUGUAGUUGAUCUGGCAUCACUUUGCUGCUUCCAAAUUCAGGCUACAUUACAAACGGCACCCACUUCCCUAUAUAGGGCACUUCUUUUGACCAGGCCCCCAUAGGGCUGUGGUCAAAAGUAGUGCACUAUGUAGGAAAUGGCGUGCCUUUUUCUGACGUUGACUUACACCGGCACUAUUUGGUCUUUUGACCAAUCACAUCAGAUCUUUUUUCAGAGCUGGUCUGAUUGGUCAAAAGACCAAUUAGUGAGAGAGAAAAAAUCUGAAUCGGGCUGCCUGUAAACGCAGCCAAUAUUUCUGUCCCGUAUCUCCUAAUGGUCACAUGCGUCAUUUUGAUGAGUCCGUGAUCUCUCCGAUCAAAGCAGACUCUGACAUGGUCCCUCCUCCCUCCACCACGUGGCUGUCUUAUUUGUCCUUAAAAGGCGCUGAAAUCUGUGCUGCCGUAUACAAUUCAAUUCCACACCCAAUUAGGCUCGAUCUGCAUCAGUUCUACAAUACGAUAAUAUGAAUGUUGCAGGAGUUUAUCCUUCUGUAUUCUUUGUUUCAAAGAAUGUUGUGCCAUUUGUUAAUAGCAAAGAGAAAUAUUGAACAUAUAUUAAAAAGAAGAGCUAUUUUAAAUUAUUUUUUGGCUUUUUUUGCAAUAUUUAUUUUCUUGUAUUAGAGUCUUUGUAGGAGGAAAAACAAAAAAUGUAUUUUUCAUUAGUGCAAAAAACUAUUUUUUUCCUUUUUGUACACUUUCAAUGUUAAGCAAAACGUUAAAAAGCAAUAUGAUGAUGUUCCAUGUGACUGUAUCUGCAUGCUGUUUGUGUUGCCUUAAAGACGGCUGCCUCCACUAUGACCCCCCUCCUCUCCCCGGCACUAUGGUGUGGUUGACCAGUGUAGUCAAUAAAGCAGUGCUUUCUGUGUA
Messenger RNA from Salmo salar (Atlantic salmon), 9074 nucleotides. It is a transcript of the gene jade2, whose product is annotated as jade family PHD finger 2. The record is from RefSeq and is a predicted model, not a curated record. Gene Ontology annotation, cellular component: histone acetyltransferase complex. Gene Ontology annotation, biological process: regulation of transcription by RNA polymerase II. NCBI's taxonomy places the organism in Eukaryota, Metazoa, Chordata, Actinopteri, Salmoniformes, Salmonidae.